Molecule: messenger RNA, 1446 nt
Organism: Trypanosoma theileri
Lineage: Eukaryota; Euglenozoa; Kinetoplastea; Trypanosomatida; Trypanosomatidae
Exons: 1
Source: RefSeq, a predicted model, not a curated record
AUGGUACCAAACGUUAAAAGUGUUUAUUUCUGUGCCCACAUUGCUCCUGCGCGUUUGAACAGUGAGGACAUAAAUGUCAAAAGAAGCAGCAUUCAGAUCGACCCAGAAACUGGUGAUGUAGUUUUGCGCGACGACAUUGCGGGUACCUCGCGGUUUCGUUUUGACAGUGUGACGUACUACCCGUUUCACACCACGCUGUACGAGGCCGUGCUGGGGCACCGUGUGGCGGAGAGCUUUGGAAGCGACCGCGCGUACUUGUGUGACUCACCGCCGGUAUCUAUGCACAGUGCCAUCAUUCACGGCUCCUCUACUGCACACACCAUGGAGCUCUUUCACACGUUGGUGCUCACGGCCGUCAGUCACGCUUUUGAGGUGAUCAACGCUACAAACGACGCUUUACCUGUACAGCUACAGUACAGUAUAGUACGUGUUUAUUCGUGGGGUUUGACAGACGUUUUAAGUCAGCGGGUUGUGUCAAACAGUUCGACAGGAGUAAUCGCAGAGGACUCCAGUAUUUCGUACCAACACAACAUCAAACGCAACGUAAUUGGUUCUCGUGAAGAUGUUCACCUUGUUGAGAACAUUCUUUGUUCUGCUUGUGCGGUUCCUGAGGGACAUGCAGCUAUUGUUUUUAGUCUUUUUUCACGCCCACGUAACAGUCCAAUGAAAACAAAGAAGAUUUCUUCCGGUAUCUUCUCGAUGACUCUUCUGCCUCAAUUAUGGCAAGGCAACAGACAAUUUCAAGGAGAUAUGCACACGCUGCGAGACCUCCUUGCCGGACACCCUUUGUCAUGUGAGAGUUCUUGCUGGUUGAUAAGUCAACUUCUCCCGACAGACGUAGUAAAUAGCGUAACCCUUAUUACAUGUAUUUGCGACGAACCGGAACAACAUCAGCAGACAAAUCAUAGUUGCGUCUACGGAUGCAGUCCUACUACUAGUGAAAGAGAAUCAUUUCGUCUAUCAUUUACUCCAGUUACUACACCUCAACGACCAAAAAUAAGACAUAAUAUUUUUUCGUCCCUUUCUCCCGAAAGAACUCAUCGACGUGUCAUCUCACCAUAUGCGCUGACAACACCUUCCUUUCCUAAUACGACAGAGCAUAUUACCAACACAACUGACACUAUGGCAUUACACCAAUUGCAUACAAGGAAAGACAACACCUUCACCAGACACUUUUCACCAACUACAAGAAAUAAAGCACAAAUUGAACUCCUGACAGCACGUUCUCUGGCAACUGAGCUAGAAGGACAUCGCAGCGAGAAAAAUAAUUAUACCACGGCAUGCAACAAAGAAAUUGAACGAGUUAUUACCACUGCGGCCAAAGUCAAGGAGGAGGCUGCAUGCUCUCAGGAGACUGAACUGGAGGAACGUGUUCGUGAGGCUGAGGAGCAGGCAAAGGUAGCUGAAGAAGCUGCCCGUCGCCGUAUUGCUGCGGCCAAGAGCAAG